Pristis pectinata (smalltooth sawfish) is the source of this 5797-nucleotide messenger RNA. RefSeq names its product histone-lysine N-methyltransferase EHMT2-like. The transcript is spliced from 32 exons. The coding region runs from base 12 to 4634 and encodes 1540 amino acids. Gene Ontology annotation, cellular component: nucleus. Gene Ontology annotation, molecular function: histone methyltransferase activity; p53 binding; zinc ion binding. NCBI's taxonomy places the organism in Eukaryota, Metazoa, Chordata, Chondrichthyes, Rhinopristiformes, Pristidae. The record is from RefSeq and is a predicted model, not a curated record.
GGCUGGGAGCCAUGGCUUCCCUGGAUGCUGAGUGUGAGCCCAGCACCACAGCCCAGCCUGCAGCAGAACCAGAGAUUGUCGUGCUGGAAUCAAGUCCCGGCAACAAAGGAAAUCUAGGGAUCAGUGAAGCCACUGAACCGACCUCCAGGAGACUGGGGCAGGGGGCAAAUUCUGCAGCGAUUGCCAGCGGCCCGAUGGGAAACGUCGGCUCACAGAACAGCAAGGAGGCGUCUCACUCUGGGACCGGCCAGGAGGCUGUCGCAGAGACCCCUGAGGCAGAAGCUGCUGUGGGCACAGCCAUCCGAGAAGAGGAGUCGGGCAGCAGAGAGGCACCGUGCAAACCCGCCGAGAGCUGUCUGGGCUUGGAGCCCCAGUCCUCGGACCCAGUGACCGUCAGUCGGUCCACAGCUCAGCCUCUUCCCAAAGGUCAUGCUGCCAAAACCUUCCCUGCCUCCCCCACCAAGGUUCUGGGGACCAACCGUGCCAAGAUGACGCUAACCGGGGUCAGCAAGUCUCCCAACUCCAUCCAGAGCCUGGCCAUGAAGCUGCUGAGCGUGCCGAGUAGCCGGGUGGGGAACGAGGCGGUCUCAGCUCCGGCUCCGGCUCCGGCUCCAGCUCCAGCUCCAACUCAGGCUCCAGCCCCAGCCCCAGCCCCAGCCCAGGCUCCAGCCCCAGCCCCAGCCCCAACGACGGCCUCGGCUCCGGUUCCGGUUCCAGCCCCAGCCUCCUCCCCAGUCCCAGCCCCGGAAGAGAAGCCCAAAGUCCACAAGGCACGGAAGUCGAUAUCCAGAUCCAACGCCGCUCAGAGGGUGCCAGCAGAGAUGGGGAGCCUACCCUCCGAGUGGGUGAGCCAGGCGCCUGUGGGCAUGGCCGAGGUGGAGUAUGUGGCCCAGCCUCAGGAGGAGAACCCAGAGGGCCACAGAGCGAGGAAGUCGAUACUGAAAGGCAGUUUCAGUCAGAGCUUGGCAGAGAAGUUGGGAAGCUUGCCCAUCGAGCGGGUGAGCCAGCUGUCUGGGGGACCAGUAGAAGUGGAGCACAUGGCCCAGCCUCAGGACGAGAACCAGGAGACCCACAGAGCGAGGAAGUCGAUACUGAAAGGCGGCUUCAGUCAGGCGUUGGCCAUGAAGAUGGCCAGCCAACCACUCAGCAAUGUUUCUGAGGAGAUGGAGACCAGCGUUCCGGGUCCUGGGGAGUAUCUGGAAGUUCACAGGGCCAGAAAGUCGCAUCUCGGAGGAAGCAUCAGCCAGAGUCUGGCCAGGAGCCUGCCGAGUGAGACCAUCAGCCAGGGCAGCGGCGAGGUUUCCACGGUGAUGGUGGAGAGGCAGAACGCUCCCCAGGCGCUGGCGGAGAAACCGAAACUUCACCGGGCCCGGAAGUCCAUGUUCAAGUCCAGCCCUGCCCAGAUAAAACUUGUGGAAAUGAAAGACUCGGAUCACACCGGUCCUGUUCGGCAGAGCACCCAGCUGCAGUUUGAGCUGCUGCCUAGCAGAGGGGCAGUCGAAGGCACCGCAGGUGUGCAGACAGGACUCAUCAAGAGGCGGAAGCCGGAGAGCUUGGGGCCGGAGCCCAUGAAGGCAAACAGCCUCCUGAAGGAAGAGAUGGCCAAGGAGAUCAGUCCGCUGGGAUCCAUCAGGGGAGGUCACGGACCCAGGGCUGACGGCAGUCCAGUGGCCGGCGCUGUGGCUAUGGGUUUGGGCGAUGCGAUGAGCAGGGUCCGAUCCCAGGAGGUGAAGGCAGUCACCAGUGGGGCUAGCUCCAUUCCAGUACUGGACCUUUCCAAGGAGGCGGAGGCUGAUGACAAGGAGGAGCCAAUGGAACCAAUGGAUGACUGGGAUGCAGAGGUCGGCGAUGACUUCAGUCUCUUCUAUGACAGCUACUCGGUGGAUGGGAGAGCUGACUCGGACAAGUCCAGCAAGACCGAGGGCGAGGUGGGAGAGGACCGACUGAGUGACGUGGAGGAUGACGAGGAGGAAUUGGAAGGUUCUGGAAAUCUCUCCGACAGGAGCUCCAACUCCAGCUUGAAGAGGAAAGGCAAGAAGAAGUGGAAGAGUGAGAGCCCAUGGGUGAAACCAAGCCGGAAACGCAGGCGGAAGGACCGUGUGAAGCCGGGGAAAGGAGGAGCAAUGAAUUCAACGGGAGGAGGCAACCAGGCACAGAGCGAGUACACAGAGGUCCCUUUGGGCUCCUUGGAUCUUCCCAAUGACAGCAGCCUUUCUCCACAACCCACAGGAGUAUCCAAUGAUGCCAGCUCCAUGGAGACAGAUAAGUUUGAGGAGCUUCCGCUGUGCAGCUGCCGGAUGGAGGCUCCGAAGAUCGACCGUAUUACCGAGCUCUCCAACAACACCUGCAUGGCCACGGAAAGCACCGAUGGACAGCUGAGUGGCUGCAGUAACAGCAUCACCAAAUGUGAGACCAUGCGACCGUCCAGCCGGGUGUCCCUGAUGGUGCUGUGUGAAGUGCACCGAGCUCGGAUGGUGAAGCACCACUGCUGCCCAGGCUGUGGCUACUUCUGUACUGCGGGAUCCUUCCUGGAGUGCCAUCCCGACUUCCGGAUCACUCACCGCUUCCACAAGAGCUGCGUAUCCCAGCUCAAUGGGAUGAUCUUCUGCCCUCACUGCGGGGAGGACGCCUCGGAGGCCCAGGAGAUCACUGUGGCCAAGGCCGACACGUCCACCAUGGUGCCCGUACCCGCUCCCCGCAGCCAGGACCACCUGAUGAACGGGAGAGCGGACACCACACACGCCAGCGCCAGAAUGAGUGGGAACGGGGAGGCGAAGAGGUCGAGCCUGGAACCCCCAGCAGACAGCAUCGACAGCUCAGGCCCGUCCAUCACUCUGUCCACAGGCAAGGUGCUGUCAGCUGUCGGACUCCCUCCCGGACCCGGCCGGGAAGCCCUGGAGAAAGGACUGGCCCUGCAACAGUCGGAACGGCGGAAGAAGCUGCGAUUUCACCCCCGCCAGUUAUACCUGUCGGCCAAGCAGGGCGAGCUGCAGAAGGUGCUGCUGAUGCUACUUGACGACCACGAUCCGAACUUCCAGAAUGACCAGCACAGCCGGCGGAUGCCACUGCAUGCAGCAGCUCAGAAAGGCUACCUGGAGAUCUGCCACAUCCUGCUGCAGGCUGGCGCGAUCGUCGACGUGUGUGACAAGCUCCAGAGGACUCCGCUGAUGGAAGCCAUCAUGAACAACCAUUACGAAGUGGUGAAGUUACUGGCCAAGCACGGAGCCUGCGUCUUUCACAAGGAAUUAGAUGCUUCCUCCUGCUUGCACCAUGCUGCCAAGAAUGGGAGCGUCCAAAUGGUGCAGUUCCUGCUGGCCACUGGACAAGUGGACCUGAACACACAGGACAGUGGAGGCUGGACUCCAGUCAUCUGGGCGGCCGAGCACAAACAUAUCGAGAUCAUCAAACUGCUGCUGGAUCGAGGAGCCAGUGUUGCCCUGAAGGACAAUGAGGAAAACAUCUGUUUGCACUGGGCAGCCUUUGCUGGUUCCUCGGAUAUCGCCGAGGUGCUCCUGAAUGCACGGUGUGACCUGCAGGCUGUGAACAUGCACGGUGACACACCCCUACACAUCGCGGCUCGUGAGAAUUUCUACGACUGUGUCAUACUCUUCCUGUCACGUGGAGCGGAUAUCGAGGUGAAGAACCGUGAGGGCGACAGCCCAUUGGAUUGCUGCGUCAUCAACUCACAGGUCUGGUUCGCCCUCCAGCUCAACAAGAGACUCAAGCAAGGCAUCAUCAAUCGGGCGGUGCGCACCGAGAAGAUCGUCAGCAGGGACAUUGCAAGAGGGUACGAGAACGUCCCAAUACCAUGUGUGAAUGCAGUGGACGAGGAGACGGCUCCAGAAGAUUACAAGUACAUCUCUGAGAACUGUGAGACGUCCACGAUGAAUAUCGACAGGAACAUCACACACCUCCAGCACUGCACCUGUUUGGAUGACUGCUCCUCCAGUAACUGUCUCUGUGGCCAGCUCAGUAUUCGCUGCUGGUAUGAUAAGGAUGGGCGUCUGUUGCAAGAAUUUAACAAGAUCGAACCUCCCCUGAUCUUUGAGUGCAAUCAGGCAUGCUCCUGUUGGAGGUCGUGCAAGAAUCGCGUGGUGCAAAGUGGAAUCAAGGUCCGCCUGCAGCUGUACCGGACGGAGAAGAUGGGCUGGGGAGUGAGAGCCUUACAGGAUAUCCCACAAGGAACCUUCAUCUGCGAGUACGUGGGCGAGAUCAUCUCGGACGCAGAGGCCGAUGUCCGUGAGGAUGACUCCUACCUCUUUGACCUGGACAACAAGGAUGGAGAGGUGUAUUGCAUCGACGCCCGUUACUACGGCAAUGUGAGCCGCUUCAUUAACCACCUGUGCGAUCCGAACAUCAUCCCUGUCCGCGUUUUCAUGCUACACCAGGACCUGCGUUUCCCCCGGAUCGCGUUCUUUAGCAGCCGGGACAUCCGGACAGACGAGGAACUGGGGUUCGAUUACGGCGACCGGUUCUGGGACAUCAAGUGUAAAUACUUCACUUGCCAGUGCGGCUCUGAGAAGUGUAAGCACUCGGCCGAGGCCAUAGCCCUAGAGCAGAAUCGGCUGGCCAGACUCGAAGCCUACCAAGAUGCCAUGCCUGAAAGCAGCCUGACUGUGAUUGGGCCCUCUUGAGCCCCUCGUCUUUCUGUCCCUCGCUCUGUCCCCUCCCUCUCUUCAGCCCGAAUUCUGCAGCACUGAGAGAACAGUCAUCCCCCACCCCCACACCUCAUCGUCUCCACCCACCAAACUCUCGUGGAAACUCUGGCCCAUUCUGGAGGUGGUUGGAGUGUUUACUUUCCACACAGCUCGAAGGGCAGGGCUUGUUAUUAACCAUGCAGCUCCAGUGAAAGCUGUCCCUUAGAGAUGCCAGGGUAGAUUUGCUCAGGAUUUAACCUCCACACAGCACCGGUCGAGCUGUUUCCAUGCCUGAGGCGAGGACACUAACAGCCCACGUUAUACCCAUUCAGCACCAGGAGCUACCCCUCUCCCUCCCUGCUGCUGGAGGUGUUGUCCAGUGGCUCUCAUUAGUUUUGCCCUGUGUCUUAAACUGUGAAUUUUAAAUCUUCCAUCGUGAACGGCAUUGCUGUAGAGACCGGUCUUUGAAGUCAGGCAGUGUUUACAGGAGUGGUCCGUAGUGAGGAGGGGGUGAGCUUCCUCCUGGGUUCAGUUGAUCUGAGCGGGUGGGCAAGUGAUGAGGGAACCUGCUGGGUGAACUGUCCAGCACAAGAGGGAUCUUUUGGGAGAGGGUGGGGGAACAUGCUGCAACAUUCCCAGCCCUCCGCCUUCUUGGCUCUACCAUGGGCACACUUCCCACUCUUGGAAUGGGAAUCUCCAAGCUGUCUCGCUCUCCACUUGGAUCUGACCUGGUGACAUCCCUUCUGUAUGCUGGAUCCACUCAAAACCAGCACAGCAGCCCCCCCCCCCCACACAUCUCCACUCCCCCACCCUUGGCAACAGCGAGCUCCUUCCAAUCCCACCUCCACAGCAUUUACUGAGGGAACAACCCAUUAUUGGAGGGACCACCAAGGAAGUACUGGUCAUGUUGGUGUAGCCAUGCUGAGGGAGCGCUGCACUGUGGGAGGGUCACACUGUGGGAGGGGCAGUGCUGAGGGAGUGUCACACUGUGGGAGGAGUUGUGCUGAGAGAGGGUCACACUGUGGGAGGAGCAGUGCUAAGGGAAUGGCGCACUGUGGGAGGGAUGGUACUGAGGGAGCAUCACACUGUGGGAGGGAUGGUACUGAGGGAGCGUCACACUGUGGGAGGGGCAGUGCUGAGAGAGUGUCACUGUGGGAGCA